CAAGCUCGAAACCACACCUUUAAAAUGGCAGGGAAGUUAGAAGGCGAGUUACAAGAGAGCCUCCAAUGUCCCGUCUGCUUGGAGACACUGACUGAUCCCAGGGCUCUGCCAUGCAUACACAAUUUCUGCAUUGCUUGCCUCGAAAAGGUUUACUCCGAGUCGCAAAGCAAAGGAGAAUCAAGAGAUGAACUGGAGUGUCCUACAUGUAGAGUAAAGCACCCGCUACCAAAUGGAGACGUCCAUAAGAUAAGCAAAAAUUAUCAGCUGGCCGAUGUUAUAGAGCUAUUACGUUCUCACUCAAAUACAAGCAAUAAUGAUGAUGAAGUUUGUAAUGAAGUACCUCCAAAGAAAGAAAAGAAGAAGGACGAAGCUAAGGAAGAGUUUCUGUGCGAUGUGCACAGCAAGAAGCAGGACAUGUAUUGCUUAAAAUGUCAGUUUCUUGUCUGCCGGUCUUGUAUCUCGGAUCCUGUCCACAGCGAUCAUGAGGUUAUAGAUCAUGAGGAUGUCAUUGGUCAAUUGAUGGAGGAGGUGAAAGAGCUUGAGGGCUUAGUGAACAACGCUGGGAGCAAUAUCGAAGAGCAUCUAGCUGAAGCUAAUGCUUUAAAAAAGCAGGAAUCAGAAAAUCUCGAGUCCUGCAAGCUAGAGCUUACGGAUUAUUUUGACCAAACUACAAGUCGUUUAAGAGAGAGGAUAAAAAAGGCUCAAGAGAAGUUGUCUGAAGUUGAGACUCAUCAGAAGAGCCUCUCGCAGAUGUUAGAGGAUGUCAAGAUUAGCCAGAACAAACAGAGAGAUGCAGACAUAGAAGAGCUAAUCAAGUCAAAGGAAAAUGCCGGAAGACUAGUGGAAUCGGCUCAAAACCUUUUAUCAAGUAAAGAGCAGUACAAUAGCAGAGAAGCUGUGAGCAAGGCAAGCUCCAUUGUCAAGAAAAUGAGAAGUGUUGUUGACACUAAUACCCAAUUUGCCCUCACUUCCGAUCCAAUUGAGUACAAGUUCUCUUCACAAAAAGAUCCACUUCAGUGUGAACUCAUCGAUCAAUCGGCCAUAGUAGUAUCAGGAUUACAAGAGAGGGCCCGAACUGGUGCCAAUACGUUCACUAUAAAGUAUCUCAAGAAGCUUCAUUCCCCUCCAGAAAUCUCAGUCACCAUUAAACUACCCAAUGGGAGGCAAUGCACUGCUGAGGAAGUAAAAGUUGAGCCUGUGGCUGAUUCAUCCAAUGAAUGGACUGUUGUGUAUUUCCUCUCUAGUGGUGGUUUUCUAUCACUCUUCACACGUCGUAUCAUUGAGAUAUCGGUAUGCAUUAAUGCAAUAGAAGCUAAAGGAAGCCCAUUUAAAGUUCAGUAUGGAGUAACAAAGGACCUUGUGUUAAAUCCAUUGAUUUGAUCGUAGUUACUAUAAUCUAUAGUUUUUAUAUUUUCAUAACUACACACUUAAAAUUAUUAGUCAUUUAUUAUGCAAA
This is a messenger RNA of Amphimedon queenslandica, 1456 nucleotides long. Its product is annotated as tripartite motif-containing protein 34-like. The transcript has 2 exons. Bases 25 to 1380 code for a protein of 451 amino acids. Gene Ontology annotation, molecular function: zinc ion binding. NCBI's taxonomy places the organism in Eukaryota, Metazoa, Porifera, Demospongiae, Haplosclerida, Niphatidae. The record is from RefSeq and is a predicted model, not a curated record.